Molecule: messenger RNA, 1371 nt
Organism: Bipolaris zeicola 26-R-13
Lineage: Eukaryota; Fungi; Ascomycota; Dothideomycetes; Pleosporales; Pleosporaceae
Exons: 8
Coding region: 1-1371 (456 amino acids)
Biological process (GO): piecemeal microautophagy of the nucleus; endocytosis; exocytosis
Cellular component (GO): intracellular membrane-bounded organelle; membrane; cytosol
Molecular function (GO): sterol binding
Source: RefSeq, a predicted model, not a curated record
AUGGCGGACCUCGCCCCUGAGAAGGCCCAGUCGGCCUCGGCACCCGCGUCUACCCUCAACUCUGGCGACAAUUCCCGGGCGCCUACUCCUUCAAACGCCGCCGCAGAAAAGGCUCCCGAUGAUAGUUCCAAGUUCAAGACGUUCUUGGGUAUAUUGAGGAGGUUCAUUGGCGUCUCCGACCUCGCUGCCGUCCGAUUCUCUCUUCCCGCACAACUCCUCGAGCCCCGACCAAACUUGGAGUACUGGCACUACUUGGACAGGCCCGACACAUUCAUCAGCAUCGGAGACUCAGAUGACGAUCUCGGCCGCAUGCUGGGAUGCCUGCGCUUCUGGUUCACCAAGGACUUGAAAUACGUCAAGGGCAAGCCAUGCAAGCCCUACAACUCUACCUUGGGCGAGUUCUUUAGGUGUAACUGGAAAAUCGAGGAUACACAUCCCACGCUCAAGACGCCCAACUCGGCUCCCACAAGCGCUGCCAGUAGCACCAAAGGCAGUGGCAAGAAGGUGACCGUCUCCUACCUUACCGAACAGACAUCACAUCACCCCCCGGUUUCGGCUUUCUACGUCGAUUGCCCGGAAAAGGGAAUUAGCGCGCGAGGAUAUGAUCAGAUAAGCGCAAAGUUUACUGGUACGAGCGUGCGUGUUGCGGCUGGUGCUCACAACCUGGGGAUCUUCAUCACCCUGAAGAACCGCGACAACGAGGAAUACCAGCUCACCCACCCAGCAGCUUACCUGGGAGGUAUCCUGCGAGGCUCCUUGAACGUCUCCGUCGCUGACAGCUGCUUCAUCACCUGCCCAAAGACUGGAUUGAAGGUCAUCCUAGAGUAUCAGGAAGAAGGCUGGCUCGGUCGGUCCCAAAAUAAGGUCAUGGGGGUCAUCUUCAAGUAUGACCCAAAUAACGACACCAUAACAAAGAUCAAGGACGUUUCAGACAAAGACGUUCUUGGCCGGAUAGAGGGCAGCUGGCAAGACAAGGUUUAUUACACUCUCGGAAGCAAGCCCUUUUCCAAGGUCUCCGAGAAGAACCUCAUCAUCGACCUCAACCCACUCGACCCCGUCGCCAAGAUUGUACCGCCGAUUGAGAAGCAACUUCCCAACGAGUCUCUCAAAUUCUGGGAGGGUGUCACAAACGCCAUAGUAGGCAGGCAAUAUAGCGUGGCUACCACCCUAAAGACCGAGAUUGAAGAGAAGCAACGGCAAAAGGCUGCGGAGCGCAAGGCAGCCGACAAGGAGUGGCAGCCGCGAUUCUUCACCGGAGCCGUUACGCCUAUCGGAAAGCCGGACCUUACCAAAGAUGGUGAGGAGGCGCUCAAAGGUCUCCAUGAGGAAAACUAUGACCUCCCGCCAAAUCAAGAAUAUGGUGCUUUCUAA